GGUUGAUCGAGGUGCUUGUUUUGGUUCCCGACUGCUUCUCGCAGAGUUAUCUAUAUUCGUUUACUUUCUAAUAAUACUGGUGUUUAACCUUCACUAAGCCAGACUUGUGAUCAUGCAGAACUAAUUGUGAAUCUGCCUUACUGGGUCCCUGUAAAUUUCUGUGGUUUCCAUCAUUUUCAGUUAAUAUUAAUUAGUUCCCUGAAAAGAUUAUAUUACAAUCCAAUGCACUCGUAAUUUAUAAAAAUGGAUCAUGAAUCUGGACAUCUUAAAGGGCCUUCUUCAUUGUUAUCACCUGUAUAUUUGGAAGGAAAGAAUUUAGUGAAAAACAAACUUUUAGAUGAACCUUUCACUAAAACUUCAUCAGCUUCCAAUACACUUUCUUCGCUCUCAUUAAAUAACAAAUCAUUAAAAUCAUCCAUCAGUCUAUCAUACACAAGUUCAGUCCUACAUUGUGAUCACGAAGUAACAGUCAGACCUAAUGAUAAGCAUCAUGUGGAGAGAAGAACAAGUGUUCCAAGUUCACUUAAAUCAACUCCUAUCGACUGGUUAAACGACGCUAUAAUCAAAAUUUCAGAUACUAGUUUUCAAAAUAUACUAGAAUGUACGGUUGAUGAUUCUAUGAAAAGCAAUUCUAUUCCUAAUACAUUUGGUAAUUUACUGACAUACGAACGCAGAGAUACCUACAAACAGCUGAAACUAGAGUUAAUUAGCUGCAUAUCCUCCUCUAUAGUCGAUGGCAGUCCAUCUAAAGAAAAGAAAAUUGUUUUGGGACAAUCAAUUCACUCUUGUAUUGAUAAAGAUCCAGAAUUUAUACUUAAAGCAGCUUUGUAUUGCCGUAGAGAGUUGAAUAUACGUACAACAACCAAUAUAUUAAUAGCUGUAAUGAGCAGUCUCGAUCUUUUAUUAAGAAGUACUUUUCUUCUUGUAUUCGCACACCGUCAGACUGGAUAGAGGUUGCCGAAUACUAUGCAAUGAUAAGUGGCAAUCUAAGUUUGAAAGGUAUGCCAAAAGUCUUACGGAAUAGUAUGACAUCAAAGUUCCUUGAAUUUGAUCAGUACCAACUUGCUAAACAUUCCAAACCCAGAGCAAGAGCUAAUCGUUCAAAGAAAUCGAAGGCUCUGAAAAGAAGCCAAAGUGGUGUAGUAGUCAAUACGGAUAUCGAUGCCAUUAUAUAUAGAUUGGCACACUCACCUCGUAUAUAUUUUACAAUAAAGGAGCUUAUUCGUAGAUUGCAUAUAUCAAGGCCCAAGUUCAACGUUAUGUGCGUUCUGGGAAAACCUUACCCAUCGGAUAGUACUGAUUUUAUUCGUAUGGGACUGGAAGGAGAUUGGGAUUCAUCUAAAGCAGGUACAUGUAUGAAGUUUCCUAUUCCUGUUACAUGGGAAACAGAAUUAUCAGUCAAUGGAAACAAUUCAGAUUCUUGGUCAAAACUUAUAACUUUAAACAAAGUCCCACAUAUGGCGAUGUUAAGAAAUCUGCGCAAUAUUCUGAUGUCCGAUAUUCAAGAUGGUCUUCAUGAGAUAGUCUUAAAGAGGCUUACAGAUCCUCGUAUUAUUAUAGAAGGGAAGCAGUUUCCGUUCCGUUAUUUCUCGGCUUUUGAUACUCUUGAAAAGUGUGAACGCAGAUUAACUUUUCAACAAUCUGUAUACCGUGUCGAACUUAUACAAGUAAUGAAACGUAAGAAAAAAACACCUAGGGUAUUGAAAAAAUCGGAAUGGUUAGCGAAACACUUGAGAUUGUUUACCGGAAAGUGGCUCUUUUGCAAUCACAACACUUUGAACCGAUAUAAAAAUGCGUUAAAUACCGCUUUAGAAUUAUCAAUGAAGCAUAAUUUGCCACCAAUAUGUGGUUCAACAUUAAUUAUAUGUUCUACUAGUAAAUAUGUCAAUCCUUCUAAAAAUAGAUCAUCGAAAUCUUAUAUACAAAUUCUAGGUUUCCUUCUUGGCGCAAUGUGUACGUCGAUAUGUGAAACACCUACAACCUAUGUUACAGUUGAUGAUCAAUACAAUUUAACCCCAAUUGAAGUUGUAUUCAGAGAAAAACGGACUUUAAAUAAUGGCGACUCGAAACAUAACGAAUCUCUAUCUAAACAUAAAAAUAUGGGCAUUCUAGAAAGAACAAAGCAAAUGUAUGAAACACGUGGUUCACUUAUAUCUACUCCAGUUACGACAGUUUUUGAGAAACUCUAUGCUUAUCGGAAGCAGUUUGAUAAAAUUGUUAUCUUUGGCGAUUGUCAUAAGGAAAUUGUUGAUUAUGUUAUAAAUUAUCGGACAUACGUUGGGCCAUUGAAAGCAAUCUGGGGAAAUUUGAGUGGUGAAGACAUAUGGCCAAAAUCAUGUAGUAAAGAUGGUUGGAUUGAAUUCAAAGGGUGUACAGAUCAAAUUCUACGUUAUAUUGCUGAACCAAAUGAAGAUAAAUUGCUUGAACGUAUUGAGAAAAUGGAUGAAGUCUAUGGAUUAAAUAAGAAUAAUUCAUAUCACUUUAAUUUAAAAACAAAAAUACAAGAAGAUCAUGAUAAUAGUAUAUUAUCGAAACGUGAUUACUUUAGAUCAGGAUGGAAAUGUUGUCAGUUGUUUAUUUCAUCUACAUUUCGUGAUAUGCACGCUGAACGUGAUCUAUUAUGUGGUAUACUUGUACCUGCUUUACGUAGGAAUGUUGCAUUAGGUUUACGUGUACAUUUAAAUGAAAUCGAUUUACGUUGGGGUGUUCCUGAACCAGCUACAUACAAUUCACAAGCACUACAGAUAUGUUUAGAACAAGCGGCUGCUAGUGAUAUUUUUGUUCUGUUAUUGGGUGAUCGUUAUGGUUGUAUACCAGACGAAGCUGUAGUUAUGUCAUUACCUGAAUCAUUAUUAUCUGAAGUGUGUAAAUUUUAUAAACCUGGAAUGUCUAUGACUGAAAUGGAGUAUCAUAUGGCUAGACAUGCCGCCAUAUCUAAAGUCCCUAUUCAUGAAAGACGACAGCAGAAUACAGUAAGUUUUCAUGAGGCAAUACGUCUUCGAAUUUGUGUUUUCAUUAGAGAUUCAGCAUCUAUAGAGUAAGUCCUGGUUUUACAUGUCGUUUUGACUAAUUUGCAUAAGAUGAUGGCGAUGAUGUGUUUUUUUUUCCUUAAAAAAUAUAGGUUCGUUAUUUUGCAUUCCACACAAGUUUCAUACUUUAACAUCAGAUAACUGUUGAAUACAGUACAUGAACGAAGACCAUAUAUUUCAACAGUUAGUUGGUUCUGAAGUUCGUUUUUUCCAUAUCAGAAAAAUGAAGUAAUUGCCGAUAAGAUCAUGAUGAAUCUAUUUAAGAAUGUAUUUUAAAUAUAACAUAUAAAAUAUACAAUCCAAUAUUUUCCUAUCUUCAUGAUAUGAUAGGAAGAAAAGUCAAAAUUAGAUUGAUUUCCUCAUUAUGAUUCUUGGUUCAACAUUAUUUCCGUUUUAAUUCAAUGUGAUGAUUUUUCAGUGUAGUAUUCGGUUGAGUUUUCCCAUAUGACCUUUUUAUUCUGUAUAACAUACGAUAUUCUUGUAUUCAAUUGACAUAAACUAUACUCAGCAUAUAAUUUGUUAUAACAGUAAGUAUUUUUCAUGUAUGUGAUUUCAUCCUAAUUGUUAAUCAAAAUGGGUGUACAACCAACAUAUAGAUGAGUGUAUUUCCGAUUAGACUUGUCGUGGUUGUUCGUGGUUCUGGCUGUUUGUGGAACACAUCUCCAUCUUCGAACGUGGACUUCUGUCUCUAGUUAGCGGGGCUGUGUCGCUUAUUGGUCAUUUUGUGACAGAGUCUUCGUUCCGUUUUCAGAUUAGGUGAAUUCGUAAUUUCUUCAAAUAUAGAACUUCAUGAGCAUUUGACAUAUCUGGUCAAUUUCACGUGUAUGUUCCUGAACCUACUGAUAUUUCAAAGAUAAUUGUGUAGAAACAUUGUUUUAAACUGAUACAUUUACGAAUUUCUAUUUUUAGAAAUGUACCAGAUGAAUUGAAAGAUUGUUUUGAAGAGUAUGAUGUUGAAAAACGUAAUCGUCUUAACGCCUUCAAAGAAUUAAUUCGUAAUGAUGGUGUUAUUGUUAGUCAUAAUUAUUCAGCUCAAUUCAAUGGUUUAAUAAAUAAUUAUCCAAUAAUGGGAAAUUUAGAUGAAUUCGGAAGUCAAUUUUUUACAACAGUUAAAUCUUUACUUCUACGUCUAUUUCAUAAUGAUAGUGAUAGUACUCCAGUAUAUAAUAGUGAUAAUAAUUUUCCUAUAACUGUUAAUAAGUCAUUGAAUACUAUUGAAUUCUUACGAGAAUAUGUUUAUUCAGCUGCGUGUGCAAUUGGACCACGUCAUCUACUGGAAGUAGAACAAGCUUUUAAUGCAUUAACUGAACGUGGUCAUCGAGUUCAUCUGGCUCGUGCAAUUCAAUCAACUGAAAAGAAAUUAAGUGUACAAAACAAUUCAAGGUAUUCGAUAAAUCUUCAAGGUUGUGAUGGUGGUAUCCUUUUAAUUGUUGGACCGAAUGGUAGUGGGAAAACUACCUAUUUGUCAGCUUUAACAAUAUCACUGAUAGAAUCCGAUUGGUAUAGAUCAUUUUCAAUGAAUAACACAAUACAAAAGAAGUUUAAUUCUAAAUUACAUUCAAGUGAACAAUUAAUGAAUUCAAUGGAAAAUUCUAAAUUUAUUUCAAAACAACGUCCAAUAUUUGCUAAACAUCAAAUAUUUAUACAUUUCUGUAAUGGUUUGUCAAUAUCUGGUUUACCAUCGAAUAGAAAAUUGAAUGAAAUACUUCAAAAUUGGUUAAAUCUAUUAACUAUUCAACUUGAUAAUAUCUGUAAUAGUAAUGAUAUUCUUAGAAAAUUAUUUAAUGAAAUGAAAUCAUCUUUUAGUGUGAAUAAAAUCUCUUCUAAUAUAAAUUUAAAAUUCAAUAUUCAGUGCUUUGCACGUUUCAUACAAUUUAUUGGUUACUUAAAUGAUAUACAAUUUGCCUUUUUAAUUGAUGACUGUGAUCAGUUGGAACCAAUGACCUUAGAAUGGUUACCACAAAUUUUACCCAAGAAUGUUCGAUUCGUUUUAACAUGUGAUUCCAAAUCAUCAAUUGCUCGUAGUUUGUGCAAUCGAAUUGAUUGCCAACUAUUAACUGUAUCCGGAUUAACUACACACGAACGUGGUGCAGCUGUUCGUAGUUUACUUGGAAAAUAUGGAAAAGUUUUAAGUGAAUCCGGUUUUCGAAAUCAGUUAUCUGUUUUAAUUCAAAAACGAGAAGCAAGUAUUCCACUUUAUUUGAAAUUGGCUUGUGAUGAAUUACGUUUGUACAGUAAAUAUGAACAGUUGGAUGCAAAAUUAAAACAACUGCCUGAUACAAUAUCCAGUUUAGUGAUAGAUGUUGUCAAACGAGUUGAAUGUAGUUGUGGAUCAGAUUUAACUCGCAUUACACUUGGUCUACUUACUUGCUGUCGUCAACCAUUGUCAACAGAAGGACUACAUAAUUUAAUUGAUGGAUGGUUAAUUGAAUCAUGGAUGGAACAACAGUUCAAAAAUGGUUAUACAGAUUGCUGGCAAGAUUUAAAAGUGCCAUUGGACAACCUUGAUGAUAUAAUAUCAAAUGAGAAGAUUAUUUAUCGAAUGAUCAAUGAUCAAUUUAAUAAUAAAAAUAAGCCUACAUUAUCUAAAGGACAACCACAUUUGCCGUCGCUUUUAUUGUAUAUCCUAUUAACUGGUCUUCAUCCUUUACUCUCUGGUUUCAUUGAUGAAAAAGCUGAUAUUGAUGAAAUCGACAAUGAAUUACCGCCUGAUGGUUCUUUGCAAACAAUAAAACAACAAAAGCUUGCUAUAUGGAAUCUUGGAUCAAGAGCAUUAUCAUUUAGCAGUCGUGAAAUACACAAUCUAGUCUAUGAUAUAUGUUUUAAUCAAUCAAAAUACAUUAUGGGUCAUGGAAAAUAUGAAUAUACUUUCAAAAAUAAUCAAACGAGGAAUUUUAACAAACGUGCAAAAUAUGAUGAAAGUAUGCCCGGUGAUAAAACUCAUUUGAAGACAGUGACUCUUCAAACUAUACAUAAUAUUUUAGCUUCAAAAUUACGAAACAUGAAAGAUUUAAUUUAUCAUUUACAUCAUGCCGGUCGAUUAAAUGAAGUUGUUUGUUUACUCAGUAGUCCAGCGUUUCUUAUUCAUCAGAUUGAAUCUGGAUAUGGUUUGACAUUGCUAGACGAUAUGAAUAGAUACAUUACAACUACUGCACAUCAUCGAUCUGAACCGAACAAUAUUCCUACUUCAUUAGAUCUUAUGAAGGAUAAAAUUAUAACUAUGCAAAGGUUUCUUGCAUCGAAUUAUGAAUUUUUAAUUGAACAUCCGUAUUCAUUCGCUGAAUUGGCUAUCAAUCAAGAUGUUGACGAAUGGAUUCAUACAAUUGGAUAUGCAUGUUUACUUAGUUCAAAUUAUCAAGAGAAAAUCAAUGGUGAAUCAUGUAAAAAAAUUUUCCGUAUUAAAUUAAGUACUAAUGACAUUCAAUCUAUCCUACCGAAAAUUGUUCAACCAAUUGCAAUUCAUAAACCAGUCACACCACUAACUGGUUCCCAAGAUAUCCCAAUCUCAAUUGAACUUGAUCGAACAGGUAAUUUAUUAGCUUAUGGAACUGAGUCUGGCACAGUUACGGUUGUCCAGGUUCAAUCAUUUAAGAUAUUAUGUUCAUUUCUUGGACAUAAUAUGCCAAUACUCAGUUUAUGUUUUCUUGAUGAUUUUGCCUCUGACGGUUCUACGAUCAGACCAUACGGUAUGCCGAGUUCACAAUUAUGGUUAGUUAGUACUAGUCAGGAUGCUAGUAUACUUAUUUGGGAUUUAUCAAAUGUGAUAAACAGUGUUACAUGUGGAAUAGCAACUAGUAUCAGUUCCCAAGUGUCUUCUUUAAGUGGAUAUCAUCACAAACCUGUGACUGUAUCUGCUUGGCAUCCGAAACGUCGUAUUUUGGCUACUGGUGGUUUAGAUUGUUUAAUUUGUUUAUGGGAAGUUGGUGAAUUGGGAUUUGGGUCAUAUUUUACGUUGAAAUCAUUUAGUUGUAAAAAAAUUAAACCUAGUAAAAAGCUGAAUAUCAAAUCAUCGAUUAAUUCAAUUGCUUUUCGUUUACCGAAUUAUGCAUCGGAUAGUGAAAAAUCUAUUCCUUCUGAAUGUUUACGUGAUGUUAUGGCAGUGGGAUGUUGGGAUGGUUUUGUCCAUUUCUACAGUCUCAUAUCUAUGAAUUGGAUAAAGUCUCUUGCAAUCUCAACAUCUGCUAUUUGUUCACUGGCUUACUCGCCGAAUGGUGGCAGGCUGUUAGCUAUUCUUGAUAGAAAAGGUCAAAGUUUUAUUUUAAAUGCGAAUACAUUUGCAUAUCUAGGCCGGUUAACUGAAAAUGUCACUUUUUCAUCAAUUGAUGAAUUCGCUUGUCUUGAUGAACUGCAUCAUUUAUUACCGAAUCAAAAGGGAGUAUUAUGUUUCUCUGAACCAACUGGACGUUAUCUCAUUCAAACUGGCGGUGGGUCAUCAGUUGGUCGAAUCAAUGUUUGGAAUGCUCAUCUCGGUGCACCUGAAGGUCCAUGGAUUAACGUUAGUCGCAACAAGAAAGAAAUGAAACGAACUAUAUUUGUCACAACCUAUACUAUUGACAUAAGUGGAAAGUAUAUCAUAAUUGGAUGGAAUGAUGGUCUCUUCACUAUUGUUCUAAUGACCAAUGGUGAUACUGUAUUCAGUUCGGAUAAAUUAACUCCUUUGAUAAACGAUAAUUCAUCUGUUGAAGCUAUCGCUUGUGGUAUUUCACCUUAUUGCGUUGAUGCUAAUCUUGUCGUUGUUGGCUGGUCAUCUGGUGCAGUUAGGUUAUAUCACUUUAGCUUUAAGCCUGAAGUUAAAUCAAAACGAGAUGAUAACUCCACUGUUCAGUCUGAUAUACAUUCUAUUUGCAAUUUAUCCAUUGUACCUUUGUAUACUUCUUGGUCACAUUCUAUUGAACAUGCAGAGAAUGGGACAGGUGAAGCUGGUGGUACUCUAUGCGCAUCUGCUUCUAAUUCUAUCGCAGUUAGCGGAGGUGGGAAUUGUGAAGUAUGGGCGUAUUUUGUUGGUUCCAAGUUAGAAAAUCCUUUAGUAAGAUCAAUUUGUCUUCGACAACAUAGUGGUCAAAUAACUGCUGUCGCAGUACAAAUGAAUUUUAUAGCUACUGGCUCGAAAGAUAAAAAUGUAGCGAUCUACAGUUAUGAUUCAAAUACUGCAAAAGUAACACUUCAAUACAUCAUACAUAAUGCUUCUAAAGAUUGGAUUAUAUCAUUGAAAUGGUCAUAUAUUCCGCAUAAAAUGCGUGACAGAAAACUAACAUUACUUGUUGGAAGUAAUGAUCAGUCAAUUCAUCUAUAUAGAAUUAAAUCAAAGAAAUAUAAUUUGAAACAAACACUUGUUUCAUAUAAACUUGGCAUUAAAUCACUUGAUUUCAAUUAUCCUUAUAUUUUUUCUGCUACAUCUAAUGGUCAUGUAAGUGUAUGGCGAUAUGGUCGAAAUGAAAAUUUUGAACUUAUCAGUGAAAUGAUAAUAUCAUCACCGUUAGAUACCUUGAACUCGAAUACGACCAAUGAAAAUGUAGUGAAUCUUAUUAAAGUUCAAUCAUUUGAAUAUACUCCUUGUUAUUAUUCCUCGAACAAUAAAAAUGUUAUCAAUUCUUACGAUGGACUAGAACCUCAUAAAAGUAAAGAUUCUGUAGUCGAUACUAUGGAUUCCAAUAAUAGUCCACGUUCAUUAUCGUCUAGUGAUAUUAAUAACAAUGAAGAUGACAGUUUACAGCAUCAGGAUAUUACGGAUGAAAAUCUAGUUAGCGACGAAGAAAGUGUGAAAGGAACUUCUGAUCAGUGCUGUUUAAAUAAUGAUGAAUUAAUGGACGAGGGUUCCGAUGAAACACCAAGUCAGUGCUCAGAGAAAGAUCUAAUGACUGUGAAUAAAUGUAAUAAUGUUGCUUUCAAUAGUGAUGAAUCAACAGGAUCUCACAUUUUUGAGAAAUUUGUUAAUCGUCCUGGCUCCUUGUCAGAAUUACUUGGUGAGACUAAUGUAAAACUUUUGGUUGGUCAAACAAUUUCCGGUUCACGUAAUAUUCAAGAGUUUCAAUUUCGAGUAUAUGAACCAUCACUUACAGGAUAUCAUGCUACUCUAAGUGGUCAUUCUGGCUUAAUUCCUUGUGGAUUAAGUUGUACAAAACCUCUGAAUUCGAAUAAUGAUGAUACAUUACUUAUCAGUGUAGCUGGUCAAAACUGUGAUUCUAAAACAAUUGGCUGUGAUAUUCGACUGUGGAAUUUACCUUUAUCGAAUAGUUCUCUAUCAUGUAAACCAACUCUUCAACAUACUGGACCAGUUAUAUGUGCUGAUUAUCUGUAUGUGACAAAGAAUUUACAACUUUGUAUAACUGGUUCAGUUGAUGGUGACUGUAUUAUUUGGGCUACUCGCGGUUCAUCAACUUCUCAAUCAAUCAAACCUAUAACUACUGCUACCACUACAUAUCAACCAUUGAUACGUUUAACUAAUUCAGAUAUGAAACCAAGAUACAGUAUAAACAGUAUUGUUACACAAUCAUGGACAAUAAAUAAUGAAGAAAAGAAAAUAGAUUAUUUCAUUUUUAUUGCUUUCGGUUAUGAGAUUUUAAUAUUGCACAUACACCUUAAUCAUGAUAUUUUAAUUAAUAAAACUGAUUUGGAAAAUAGUUUAUUAGAGCUAUUUUUAAAUGGAAAACAAUUGGAUAUAAAUAUUGUUGAAUUAAAUGCAUUAUGGUCAAUUAAAACAAUUGAUGGUUAUGCUGAAAUACAAAGAUUUAAAACAGACCAUAUCGUUGUCGAAAUGUCUGCUUUACAUCAUGAACCAGUUAGUAUGAAUCAGUGUGGUGUUGUAGCACUUUUGUCCAAUGGUGAAAUUGUCAUUAUUCCAUUUAAACGUACAGACGAUGAACUCAUUCACCUUCGUGUUCGAGAUAAUCAUUGGUGCAGUUCAUUAUGUACAUAUCAGGAUGGUAUACUUGUAGCACAUAAUGGAUCAGCUUUAUUUUAUCCAUUUGAUGAUCAUAGUGCAAAUGUAUUCACACCACUUCGUGGAUCUAUCAAUAAUUUGGAAAAUAUCUAUAUUGACAGAAUUGAACCACUUUGUUUACCUAACGGAAAUAGUUUCAAGUUAUUUUAUAUUGUAACAAGCAAAUUAAAAUCUGAACCACGGAUUAUCUUCUUUAAUAGUGAUGAGCAUAUGCUAUUGAAUAUUUCGCUGGAAGGAAUGGAUUUACAAGUCACUGCUUAUUGUAUCACUUCAACUCAUCUUGAUAGUGAAAAGUUAAUAGUGUAUUUAUUGUUGGCAACGUCGGAUAGCUUUCUACGUUUGUUGAAAUGUUCUAUCAAUGUUUGUAAUAAAUCGAAAUUAAGCAAAUGGGAACAGAUCAAAAUUUAUCCAAGUGGCGAGCAUAUUACGAAAUUGGUCACUUUCGAUAAAGAUCCUGUGAGGAUUAUGUGCUGCCUUCAGAAUGGUCAGAUUGAUCUUUACACAAUAGAACAGUAAUACUUGUCUUUCAAUAAUCUCUGUAACCAUUACCUGUGAUGACGUAAUCUAUCUUUUUAUUCUCAUUUUUCUUUAUCAUGUAACUUGCUUUGUUUAAUGUUGUUAAUUUAACCGAUGAAUAAACAAAUUGAG
This is a messenger RNA of Schistosoma haematobium, 10617 nucleotides long. RefSeq lists its product as uncharacterized. Gene Ontology annotation, biological process: telomere maintenance via recombination. Gene Ontology annotation, cellular component: telomerase holoenzyme complex. Bases 4096 to 10485 code for a protein of 2129 amino acids. Gene Ontology annotation, molecular function: protein binding; telomerase RNA binding; telomerase activity. The record is from RefSeq and is a predicted model, not a curated record. The transcript is spliced from 41 exons. NCBI's taxonomy places the organism in Eukaryota, Metazoa, Platyhelminthes, Trematoda, Strigeidida, Schistosomatidae.